This is a messenger RNA of Entrophospora sp. SA101, 140 nucleotides long. NCBI's taxonomy places the organism in Eukaryota, Fungi, Glomeromycota, Glomeromycetes, Entrophosporales, Entrophosporaceae. The record is from the annotation of a GenBank genome assembly.
GUUUCCAAGGAAUAGAUUAUAAUAAUAACAGCGGUUAUUUAUUAGAACAAUCAAAUCAUUUCGAUCAUCAAUUAUACAAUACAGUCGUUCCUUCUUCUUUCGCAGAGUAUGCUUGUGAUAAUGAUGGAGGUUUCUAUUGA